Rotaria sordida is the source of this 2232-nucleotide messenger RNA. NCBI's taxonomy places the organism in Eukaryota, Metazoa, Rotifera, Eurotatoria, Philodinida, Philodinidae. The record is from the annotation of a GenBank genome assembly.
AUGGGUUGCAAAUGGAGUCGAGUUGCACCAGUAAAAGAACCAAUCCCAGUCAAACAUCCCGUACCUGAUGCCAUUCCUCAACCAACAACACCAUCAAUAACAAACCCAAAUGACUCUGAACAAAAAAAGAAAAAGAAAAAACGUACCAAUUCUUUAACUAAUGAGCACAUUCAAAACGUUAAUGAUAAUCAACAAUUAGUAAAUUCUCUCGUCAAUACACAAAAAAAUCCUAUCAUUGAUACUGUAGCAAACGAUAAUGAUUUUGUUGAAAUUGAAGUUGCUGAUCCACAAGCAUUCAAUAAUUCAUUUAUUCAACAACGUCAACAAGCGAUUAACAAUCAGUCUUAUCGUUUAACUAUUCAAUCAUGGCGUCCAAAUUCACUUGAACAAUUAGUUAAUGCUGUAAAAUCUUUAUCAGAAAAUAAAUCAUCAGUAGAUUGCAAUUGGAUUAUUUUCUAUUGGAUUGCGUAUAAUAUUGAAUACGAUACUGUGUCUUAUUUUAGCAAAAACUAUAAAGACCAAACAGCUGAAGGUGUAUUUCGAACAAAAAAAGGUGUUUGUGCUGGUUAUGCAAAUAUAUAUAAAUAUCUGUGUGAUCAAUUGAAUAUACCAUGUGAAAAAAUCAGUGGUUAUUCGAAAGGUUAUGGAUUUGAUGAACGUGAAGGUGCACCUGAUGAGGUAGAUCAUGCAUGGAAUGCUGUUGAAAUUGAUCAUCAUUGGUAUUUGAUUGAAUCAACAUGGGGUGCUGGACAUCUUACAGAACAAAAAACUUUUCAACAUGAAUUAGAAUCUUAUUAUUUUUUUGCUCGUCCUAAUGAAAUGAUUUAUCAUCAUUUACCUGAAAAUGACAAAUGGCAAUUAUUACGAAAACCAAUUAAUAUGAAACAAUAUUUACGAAUGCCUAAAAUCCAUCCUAUUUAUUUUCAAUUGAAUCUUGAUUUGAUUAGUCCACGUAAUCAAGCUUAUGUUGAUCUCCUUCCAGAAAAAUCAUAUGCCUUAGUUCUUAUACGAGUACCAUCUGAUGUUCGACUAAUAGCAGAUUUAAAAUUACAUAAUCAAAAAAUUGAAGGUGGUCAUCGUGUUGUAUUUGAUAACAAAAAACAAAUGUAUUGUUGUUAUUUUGCUCCGAAUACUAUUGGUAAACAUAAAAUUACAAUUUAUGGGAAACGAGGUGAUUCAAAAGAUAAAUACAGUGGAGCGCUUGAUUUAACUCUUAAUGUUAAUGAAAUACCAAAAAAUCCAAUCAGCUUUCCAGAAACAUGGCAGAUAUUCUUUGAUUUAAAUCUAAAUGUAAUUUCACCGAAAAAUACACAUUUGAUUAAAGUACAUAAUGGACAAAUACACGCAGAAAUUGUAAUUCAAACACCUAACAAUGUCGAAUUACUUGGACGGCUUGUAAAUAUUCAGAACGAAAAAAUAGAAGGUGGACAUGAAGUAUUUUAUGAUCGACAUAAAAAUUUCUGGCGAUGCAAAUUUGCACCGAAUUGUAAUGGGAUAUUCGAUGCUGAAAUUUUGGCCAAGAAAAAAACAGAUACAGGUCAUUACACAUCUGCUGUAACAUUUAAGAUCGAAGCUAAAAAUAUUCCAACACCACCAUUAUCCUAUCCACAGACGUGGCCACUCUUCUAUGAGCUUGAUCUCAAAAUAGAAACACCACGACAUCGUUCUACUGCUGUAUGGCCUGAGAAUGCAUCUUUCACUGAAAUUCGUAUGUCAGCACCUAAUGAUGUUGAAUUCUCAUGUGGCAUCGAAUUUAAUGGCAAUAAAGAAGAAAGCUGUACAUUAGCACAAUUUGAUAAUAAUAAACAACAAUGGCAAUUUUUGUUUGCACCUCAACGUACAGGUCUACAUAAACUCAUUGUUUAUGCUCGACGUCUAUCUGAUUUUCAAACAUCGUACGGUGCAGUUGCAGAGUUCGAUCUCAACGUAACAAAACUUCGAAAACCAAUUAAAUUUCCUCUAACAUAUUCGAAAUUUCCAACUUAUAAAUGUCGAAUUUAUGAACCACUUCAUGGUGUACUUAAGAAAGAUGCUAUUGUGCCAAUUCAUUGUGUUAUUCCUGGAGCAACUGCAGUUGACUUACAAGUUGACUCUAACUGGAUUAACACAAACGGAUAUGAAGAUCCUAUUUUAAAAACAGAGAUAACAGUUGGUUCAAAAGAUGUAGCUAUCUAUGCUAAAUAUGGCCAAAAUACAAGCUAUGAUGGACUUGUUCGAUAUUCUGUUGAAUAA